Messenger RNA from Talaromyces atroroseus, 1590 nucleotides. RefSeq lists its product as hypothetical. Lineage: Eukaryota; Fungi; Ascomycota; Eurotiomycetes; Eurotiales; Trichocomaceae. The record is from RefSeq and is a predicted model, not a curated record. The coding region runs from base 1 to 1590 and encodes 529 amino acids. The transcript has 7 exons. Gene Ontology annotation, molecular function: iron ion binding; heme binding; oxidoreductase activity, acting on paired donors, with incorporation or reduction of molecular oxygen.
AUGGAUUGGAUCCAGGCUGGCCGCUUGGUCCUCUACAGCCUCGGGCUUUUUUUCGUCUACAAGAUCUUCGCCCAGUUCAAGCAUGUUCGACGGCCAUCCUUACCCCCAGGGCCGAAGCCCAAGUUCUUGGUCGGAAACUUGGGUGACCUCCCUCAGGCGGGAAAACAGGAAUGGGCGCAUUGGCUGCGGCACAAAGAUGCCUACGGUGGCAUCAGCUCGGUCACGAUUAUGGGCCAGACGAUAGUUAUUGUCCACAAUAUUCGGUUGGCAUUUGAAUUGCUGGAAAAGCGCUCUGCAAAGUUCUCGUCGCGACCAAAGCAAGUUUUUGCUGGUCAAAUGUUAGGAUGGGAAAACUCACUCGGCCUCUCUCCAUACAACAAUCGUUUCCGGGCGCUCCGCAAGAACAUGUCGAAAGUGAUCGGUUCGCAGGCUGCUGCAGCGGUGUUCAAUCCUCUGCAAGAGAAAGAAGUCGGCCAUUUUCUGCUUCACUUAUUAAAUGAUCCUGAUAAUCUUGCCGAGCAUAUCCGAAAGGAAGCUGGAUCGGUGAUUCUCAAGAUUGCGUAUGGUUACACAACAGAACAACAUAAGCUAGAUCCCCUGGUAGGGUUGGCCGGUCAAGCCAUGGAUCAAUUCGCGCAUGCUGGGGUUCCGGGUGCCUGGAUGGUCGACAUUUUUCCAUUUUUGAGACAUUUACCGGAUUGGUUUCCCGGGACUGGCUUCAAGCAGAUUGCCCGUCAAUGGGGGGCUUCGUUGACCGAACUUACCGAAAGACCGUAUGCCUUUGUCAAGCAGCAAAUGGCCAACGGAGUCAACGAUCCGUCCUUUUUGUCUCGGUUACUACAGCAGCCCAUCUCAAGUGCCGAUGAGCUGUUCACAGUUAAAUGCUCCGCCAUGUCUCUAUUCACGGCUGGCGCUGAUACGACGGUUUCAUCACUGGCAUGCUUCUUCCUAGCUAUGACCCUGUUCCCAGAAGUCCAAAGGAAAGCGCAAGAAGAAAUAGACCGAGUCGUAGGCACUGGUCGCCUUCCUGAAAUCGCGGAUCGUCCCAGUCUUCCGUACAUUGAUGCAAUGGUGAAGGAAGUCCUUCGAUGGCAUCCUGUAACACCCAUGGGGUUGCCACAUAUGUCUACCGAGGACGAUAUAUGCGAGGGUUAUUUUAUCCCUAAAGGAUCGUAUAUCAUGCCUAAUGUCUGGUUUUUCACCCACGAUCCAAAUGUCUAUCGUGAUCCGUCAGCUUUCGAUCCUGAGCGGUUCCUGGCGACUGAAAAUCACGUCCCAGAACCUGAUCCGCAUGACUUCGCGUUUGGCUUUGGGCGCCGCAUCUGUCCUGGCCGGUUGCUCGCAGAUACGGCCUUGUUUAUCAACAUAGUACAGGCAUUGUCAGUCUUCAAAAUUAGAAAGCCUCUGGAGAAUGGCCUGGAAGUAGAGCCGGUGGUAGAAUUCCUACCCGGUGUUGUUAGCCAUCCAGCCCCAUUUAGGGCUUCGAUACAGCCGCGGUCGCCACACCAUGAAGCACUGAUCAGGAGUAUUGAACAAACGCACCCUUGGGAGCCGAGCGAUGCAAAGUUAAUGCAGAGCGUCAGUUUCUAA